CGUCCAACGUUAAACGCGUGCCGGCCCGUUUAAAGGUUAUUCCACCAAAAUGAAAAUAACACGGCGACACUGUCACGCUGUCCUGGCACCUGUGUCAAUCCUGAUACUGUUGUGCAGCUGUUCCGAUUUAGUGUCGUCACGGUCGACGCGUUCCGUCGAACAUCCACAAACCGACGCGGACACCGCGACGGCCGCCGAUUGCGAGCACGUCAAGCCGUUCUUCGAAAGCAAGAAAAUCACGAUCGUCGCCGCGAAGCAGAAUUCACCGGAGGACAUCGCUAAAACAACGUGCAAUGGUUUCUGCUGCAAUCAAGACACCGAAGAACAGCUGAGACACCAAGCCAGGCAAGAUUUUCACGAUUUGAUUCAUCACCACAGUAGAAGUCUGCAGGGCCUUUUGGCAACAACGGCGGAUGCACUCAGGGAGACCGUGACGCUGCUCGCGAGGCAGUCGGAGAACAAAACCCUGAACCUGUUCGAUCAAGUGUACCGGUCGAUGGCGGUUUUGAGCAAGCCGUCGAUAAAGGCGUUGUACCAGGCGAUGGCCGAUUACGUGUCGCCGAAGAACACGCCGGACACCCUGCAGCAGCCGUUGACCAGGGACAUGCUUCAGGAACGGUUCAUCGAGUUCUUCGCGAAGCUGUUCCCGAUCGCUUACCACAACGCGGUGAACCCGCACCAGUACGAGCAGGACUUCACGGAGAAGUUCAAGACCUGCCUGUACGAGACGAUGGAUGAGAUCCAGCCGUUCGGCGACAUACCGAAGCAGGUCGCGAAGUCAGUCAGCAAGAGCCUGGAGGCUACCCGGGUGCUGGUGCAGGCGUUGACUCUUGGCAAAACGGUCCUGGACAGGACCGACAGCGUGCUAUUUUCCGGCACCAGCCCGCAGCAGGAAGCCUGUUACGGGGCGCUGCUCAGGAUGACUUAUUGUCCGAAGUGCAAGGGCAUCAGUCCAGCUGUCAGGCCUUGCAGCGGAUUCUGCACCAAUGUCAUGAGAGGUUGCCUGACAGAGCCGGCGUCGGAACUGGACCUCGCGUGGUCCGGCUACGUGGAAACGGUCGAGAGGCUGGUCGUGGCGGUCGACGGUCGUAACGAUCCGCUGGGCCUGAACGCCGAGAAGGCUGUCAGACAAUUGGACACCCGCAUUUCGGAUGCCAUUAUGCACGCGAUGGAGAACGGGCCGGGGCUCGAGGAGAAGGUGAAAAAACUGUGCGGCCGUCCGGAACUGCAGUCGAAGAGCGACGGGACCGUUACGGCCGGCUCGGAUGCAGCUGCAACGGGGAAAUCGUCGACGAGCGGCCUCGAGAUGCACGCAGCUGCGCCUCCUGUCACGCAUAGAGCAUUACCGACGCAGUUGCACGUGCAGCUGGGUAAUUUCUUGGCGAGCGUCGUCAGGUCUCGGACCUUCUACGGCACUCUGGCCGACACGAUCUGCGAGGAGUACCCCGACAAACGGUGUUGGAAUGGCGAGCACGUCGGAGAAUACACGAAGAUGGUGGUGGACUCGAAUUUAAUGGCGCAGAAGUACAACCCCGAGUUCACCGUAACGACAGCGUCACCGCCGACAACUUCCUACGGCAAUACAAAUACGAGCGUGCUCAUUGACCAAUUGAGGCACAUUAAUCAGAUUUUGCAGUCUCAAUUGGCCUCGGCUCCAGACAGUGGAGCACUGCUGGCUGACGAAGGUAUAGAUGGCUCUGGAAGCGGUGACAGGCCAAUUUGGAGGAAGAAAGGAAAGAGCGACGACAUCGACAACGACGACGAAGAUGACCGCGAUGAUCACGACGACGAAGAGGCGUCUGGCUCUGGCAUGGGCCCCACUACACCAGAUCCAAUGACGAAGUUGAACCGCGACAACGCACCGACGGCCGGUUCAUCGAGCGUCCUCUUCUCGACCGCCAUCUUGGCGGUCAUCGCCGUGCACGUGAUCGCCUAAGCCGCACACCGUAGCCAGCACGGAGGACCGAAUCAGAAAUUCGACGGCCCGCGACCCAGACAAAACAGAAACCGCAUCAACAAAAUCCCGCGUCAGCGAGAAACAGCCCGAUUCCACUCGACACGAGGAAACGAUCCGCCGAUUACCAACGACAGACUCCGCUUCGUACCUAUUUAUCAUGCUACCCGAAGCAUCCUCCACAAGAAUAAAACAAGGGCACCCUGUCGCAUUCGGGAACAGAAUAAUACUAAUAACAAUAAUCUGUUUCAUUACUCAUGGAUCGAGAAGACUAUUAACGUAGCAUGCUUAGCAAACCAAGAUUCGAUGAAGAGAGAAACCCCACUGCCAUCUAAGCCUUCCUCUUCUCCGUUCGUUGGCCACCAACAAUCGCGGAGAAUCGUUUUCGGAUCCCGCCUAGAUCCAGCACAGAUUAUCCAUGACACCGAAGAGAUUCAGCCGGAGGUUGAUCUCCGUGUCACGGUGUCGCCGUUCGGUUCUAUUCUCCGGAAUCUAGAGAGCGAACGAGGAAAACUGAGAAAAGAGAAAUCGUUGGAGCGUUUCCCGGGUAUCGGGCGGCGCCGUUGUUCUGGCCAGGACAGCGUCCAUCGUUUGACGGGCUGCCAGCGGCCACCCGGUUCCGAGUGAAACGGCCUGCCGAAGGAAAGCUGGAGACGGACACGCCCAAGGAGACGCCGAGCCUCGGCCGGCCCAGCGCGGAACGGGUUCUCAUCGGUUGUACAUUUCGUUGUUCGUGCGCGAGGGACUCGAGAAAUUUCUAUUUAGGGAUGCAAGACUGUGUUUCUAGGGAAAAUUAAAUUGUUGAAGCUCGUCGGCGUUGCUUCCGGGCGGCGGGGUACUAGCGUUUCGAAAGUAACAGGAAGGAGGGAGGAGAAGGAACAUACGGUAGAGAGGUCCUCCCUCGAAUGGCGGGAACGCUGUCCGCCAUCUUGGACGGACGACGACGCACGCGACAGCGGCGUGCCUCUGCGGGGGAUCGGUAAAUUAAAGAGCUAGAGAUAUAAUUAGGAUAAUUCUGUGAACAAUCCUCGCAGUGAAGGUUUAAUGUUACAAGUAGGGUACACCGAGGCGGAUCGAAUCAGUUUGCCAGGAAAAAUUCAAUAAUUAAGCACGGUAAAGACUCUUCGAACCUUUCUUCUGCGGACGGAGACAAAACUUGAGAAAUAUAAUUCAUUCCAAUUUUUCGCGAGAUGUGCAAUCUAAGGAACAAUUUUUGACGACAGUCGAUGUAAGGACGUUCUCUGAAUAUUAGCGACGAGCGUAUUCGAAUUUUGCGAAUCACGGUGUUCAUUUCGAAGAGUAAUGAGAAUAAUUGAUAUGGACAAUCGAAACGAUCGUUUCGAAGGAAGAAAUUUGGACUGAAUUGAUAUUUCGAUCCGAUCCGCCUCUACCCUGUUCUUACUUCGACUCGGCUUCGGAUCGCGGGGGAACAACCGGAGGACAGGCCGCGAUUAUGAACGUUCAGUGGCUGUUUCACAUUGCCGUGCAUGUAUAUUGUUGAAUUACGCGACCCAGUGAACGUCCAGUUACGAAUAUUUCGGAACACGUACGAUAGACGCGGACGGACUUUUCGGGCAAGAUCAAGUUACAAUCUCGAGCAAUAAGUAUAAUAUUACCCGCCUCUAAUCACGCUCGGAGCGUUCCCGAAGUCACGCGGAUCCGUCAGUUAGGAUCUGUCGAUCGGAACGCGGUUCUCGUACUGCUUGAUUAAUUAAAAGUGUCUUCUUCACCGUAUUGAAAGUAUCGGGCCGACGAUAUUUCAUCGGCAGUAUCGAGCGGUCCAAGGGGAAACCAUCAUGGCGGAGCGCAUUCGGCUCCGACCAUUGUGCCUCGCGUCUUCGCGCCGUUCUUCGUCCCUUUGCGAACGAUCUCUCGUUCGCGACGACGCCGAUACACUAACCGUGAUCGGCGUCCGCACAAAAGCCUAGUCCAGAUUGACGGACACUGUCUGUAGACCGGUGUUUCUCGAUCUUCAUUCCGGUGAAUCUCUGUUUUCUACGAGAGGAGAGUCUGACCUCAGCUACUGGCAGCCCUGCAAUUGUUUCUAACAGUAGGACUUUAAUAAAAUAAUUGUGCGUCGUUGGACGCGUUAGAUUUAGUUUGUUUUUUAUUGACUUUCAUCAUUCUUCUCGUGUUCGACGGUUUAACCCUUUGCACUCGAAAGUUCUUCACUAUUCAAUACUUUCUAAUUCGAUGUAGACGAGAUUCUUUAAAGUUAAUUUAUCAGAUCACACAUAAAUUAGGGAACAAAGCUAUUUUCUUUCAAUAUAACGUAUUGAUGCAGUAUACAAAGUUAAAUGGUGUAUACAAAAGUUUAUGUUUUUCCAAUCAUCUGACGACUGUCGCCUCUCGAGUGCAAAGGGUGAAUAACACUGUUGUAGAUCCUGUCUACCGGGUGUCCAUGAAAAGAGACACCUAAACGUGGAAUUGGUUAGCAGAAGGUAUCUUCAGUUUUGGUAUUAAUGUGCUGUUCGUUAAUACGAUGAUGAAACUAUAAACAAAGCACAUAAACUAGCAACCUACAGUACAUCGCCUGCCAACAGUUUAUCCUCAAACCGACUCUAUCUCCAGAUUGACUACCAGCAAUGUAUAGUUCGGAGACAAACUAGCUAGGCAGAGGAACAUGGAUCUAUCUCAUCGAGUUUAAAAUCAUCCACUGUUUAAAAUCCAAUAGCUCCGCCAUCUUUCGUAUUAAAUAUUCAUACAUCUAAAAAUCAACGAAGAGCUACAUGACAGUAUCAGAGAUAGUGCCUUGCCAAUCAACUUGUCAUUUCCACACAGCACAUUGACUGCCAAUGGUUUUCCAUGUCAACGGAAAGUAAACUGUAGACUAACGUUCGUCCACGAACUAAUCGCAAAUUUCGUACCUACGAAUUGUCCACAAUCAACGUACGCGGAUCGUCGAUCUGGAUUAGGCUUAAAGCUAACUGCCAAAACACCGGUUCACACGACUGACGCUAGCUUCGAUCGUUUUCGUGUGCCGCGCGGAACGUAUUCCGCCUCGGACGCGUUUCUCCCAUCGUUAGAAACGCAAUUCCCGAGGCGAGCGUCCGACCGUCCGCGCGCGUCGAGGCACCAGCGUCGCGAAAGUACCAUUUUUUACGUCGAAAAGAAACGAUCGCAACUUCGAACGACCCCACCAUCGUCUUCGGAGGAUCGAACCUGUGGUUCGAGUUCACGCGUGCCAUCGAAUCGUACACUACCGACGUUGAUUCUUGCGAUUUUUUUGUUUUCCUUUUAUAUUUCUUUCCUUUUUAUAAGUCUUUGAGUAGGAUACGCGCGGAGCGCUUGAUACGUUGCGUAAGGAGGGUGGAUCGCAUCGGAACGUGUUCGAAAUUUAGGCCCGAUGCAGAUUGACAUCUUGUUGCUUCAAAUGCGCACGAGUGGUUCGCUGGGAAAUGCUUCGGAUUAACCCCUUGCUGUACAAUAUCGUGUCAGACUCGUAGCGGGGAUUUCAAAUAGAAUUUAACGAAAAGAAAUAUUAGUCGAUUCGUUUGAAUGCGAAUAUUGUUCCUCUGUUAUCAACGAUUAUACCUUAGAGCAUUGGCAUAGAGUAAGACUGGAAUUUUCUCGUAUUUUCAAUAAAUUAUUAGUAAUAACGUAGUCGGAUGAAUCGCAGGUCAGAAAGAAAUAGGGCAAGGGGUUAACAGAGAAACGAAGUGCUUGUGUCUGGCGACUUGUAGAAGCGUUUACUUCUGUUUCAUUUGAUCACUAUCACAAGUGACAAAAUCGUAGUCGUCGAAAUAAAAUAUCUUAAUGUUACAUCUCUAUUCUUCCAAACCAAUCGAAUAUUCUUAGAAAACACUGAAUGCCAAAAGUAUUUCCCAUUAUGAUCCUGUAAUGUACAAUACAAGUGCAAUAUUCCUUUUAGCGAUCAAUAAUAGCCAUCUAUGGUAUUGAUAACAUUGGAAGAUGACAUUAUGGUAGAAUGUUCAACGUAUUAGAUAACUUUCUAUCUCAUGAAAAAUUUCAUGCCGACACUUAACGUAUUUUCUAAGGAUACUCUUCAACCGCGACAUUUUCCUGCGAACCAUUCGUAUGUAUUUGAUGAUCCCGCUGAUGAAGCUGCGCGAACGAAUGCGAGAAGGAAACGAUAGAGAGGACAGCGGUAGUAGGUGGCAACGGUGAAACAUCGUUCGUCUGCGUCGGGCUUUACUGUGAAUCGGAUACGACGAGCGGAUGAUCAAGGACUCCGCUGAACCUUGGACGUCUAACCGUUGAGAGGAACCUUGCGUCGGCGCGUUAACGCUGGAUUCGCGGGCGUCCGUUGCAUUGUUUCCGGGAAAAUGGGUGUGUUACGCGUAGACGUUGAAUUAGAGACGCGGGAUGAAUUAAUGUCCCGCGUUGAUCGGAGUGGAACGCUAAUCGAUGGAAUAUUUAUGAUUUCUAUGAGUCGAAACUAGGAAUCCGAGGUUGUAGAAGUUUAGUCCCGUGAAUCCGGCGUUGGGGAUUUGUGGGAACUGUUGGAACAGGGGGAUCAUUAGAAUCGAGUCGCCGACGAUCGAGCAAAGUGCCAUAAUGUUUUGCUGAUUUCUGUGAAACGUGGGAACCUGAUGCUUUCGAUUCUCGAUUAACACUUUAUUUGCUCGUCAGCAGGUUUCACGAUCGCGUUACAUGGCGAACGAGAUUAACCCUUUCAGGACGAAUGUCGACGCUUCGUUUCGAUGAAAUUAUCGUGUUUGUAACGCUAAGUUGCAAAUAAACGAUUUAACGACUCAAACAGUAAGGGAUCAGUACAUAGUUCUCUUGCUCUAUAUUUUAUUUAUGCAUUCGACGUGAAAUUUCACAAAAUCUACAGUGGGUUUUGUAUUUUUUUUCGAGAAUCUUCGUCCGCGAAGGGUUAAUAUUUCUGAUUUUGGAAGACAUCGUUGGACUACGUUACUCGGGACGAUUCGAUUGACGAUUGAUUGUCAUUGUUAUCGAGAGAUUGGUUCAGCUGUUGGUUAGCAUUGGUUUCUAGGAGUACCGAAAGACUGCCGGUAGGUAAAGUGUUAAUCAUUGUUUCAACGUUAAUUGCAUUUAACGUACGUUAGGCCUACGACCUCGAAUUAUUCGUCGAUUAUUCGGAACAGUGGGAGGAUCAAGCGGUUCUGACAAUCAAAUUUUUCUUGGUAAACAGAGGGAAGACACUGGGAUCGAAGAGAGAAGAAUAUUUUUGGAAACGACGACGACUUGCACGACUUGUUCGAACGAGAAUAGGUUUAAUUGAGAUCGGUGAGCGUAAAUUAAUUGGAGGAUGACAGCUUUUUUAAGGGCAACUGUCGUUUGCCGGCCUAAUUCACCUAAUUCCUUGUGACAUUUCUAAUUAUUUAAUAUUAACGUAAAGAUAUUCCGUGGAUAUCUUCUUUAUGUCGAAGUGUUUCGAUUGGAAAUCGCAGUGCUUGCCAAAACGUGGUCGAUGAAAUUGUAAAAGAUUAGAAAAUAAAAGGAUUAUUUUUUUAUUGGUGAAAAUGUGGGAAAUACGAAGCGCUUGCUUUCAGAGCGAAUAUGUGCUGGAAUCUUUGUUUUGCAUCUUCAUUUCCUUUAUCGCGAUAGUUGGCCUGUCGAACACUUAAUUAUGACGUUUAUAAUCCUACGAAUUGUCCCCAUAUUUAGUCCAUAACGAUUCGACGCAAAAAAUUGAUCAUUCUGCAUAGUUUCUGGUAACAAGUGCUGUAAUUAACGCGGAGACCAUUUGAAAACCAGUCGAAUAACGUCGCGCAGUCCUUGAACGAAAACUGUUUCUUAUUGCUCUUAAAAAAGCCAUGAUUCUUCGGUAUGCCCACGCUUAGAUGGCCCGACAGUAAUCAUGUUAAUUACCCAGUGUUCGAAUAAUCGACAUUCUACUUUAUUUAUACGUGUAUCAUACAUUUAUUUCGUCGCGUAAUAUGGAGUGCCGAAUUUUUCAGAAAACCCAUUUCUUCAAUUCCGCGUGGAGUAUUUCGUUGGAAUAUCCCUUUAACGAUUAACAAUAGUUUCGCAAGAAUUUCCACAGUAAUUUCCGACAGCUGAUACUUCUUGCACAUAAAACGAAUUUUUAUUCCGAGCGUCAUUAAUUAGAGAUUCAUGGAAGUCACUUUUAAAAACCACUUUUUGUCCCCAGACAUUUCUCCUGAUGUCACAAUAAUAAUUUACCUUUGAAACCGUCAACGUCUAAUAAUAGAUAAAUAUAAAAUCCAUAGUUCCGCUCAGUUCGUCAGCAAUCAUCGUAUACGAGCCUCACGACAUAUUCAAAUUCCUUUAUCAAGCAAUGUAUCUCACUUGUUAUUUAAAUGAAGCCACAGUUCCAGUAACUUCUCUGCACUAUUCCACAGUAUUCAACGAAAUUACCUAGAAGCAAGACCAAAGCCAAAAGCAGCAACCCAAGAACAGUCCAUUGAUCGUUAAACCAAAAACAAAUCAACUUGCUUCACGAGCACAAGCUUCAGUUAAUCAGUGAAACGAAUCAAUCCAAAAAGCUGCUCGAAGCUUUUCAACACCCACUCAACCGAUUAAGUCUCGAACAAUGAAAACUCCGACAUUUUAUAUCACGCGACAGAUAAGAUACCGUCCGUUGCCGAGAACCUGGCACUCGUGAGGUCGUGGGGGCGGAGUCAGUCGCUCCGAGAAUCCAAUCGCGUGUCCGGGGACGGCCCGUCGCGCGACCCGAUUGGUAGGCGUGAGCGCGGCGGCCAGUCAGGCGUGCGCUCUCGAAUCCGACCACUCGGACGAGAGUGCCAGGUUCGCUGCGACGGACGGUACUCGAAGUGCCAAAACGAGAGGGUUGUAACGGCGACCGGUGGGGUUGAGAAAUGUGUCGUUCCUCGACGCAUCAACGUUUUAGACGUCCGUGGUGUCCGUGGUGUUCGCCUCGACUUCGGCGGAUUCGCUGCCCCAGCUGGGAGCGGCUACAUUAGACGUAAGAAAGAAAGUAAAAAAACCGGGGUGGGAUAAAGGGUUAGCUAGCGAGAAACCCGGGAGCCUGUCGGUGAAUUUCGACCUCGGCGGCCGCACUGAUUGUAUACACACUUGAUUUUUUCGGAUCAUUGAGGGUUAGUGCCUUUUCGAAUAUUCCCGGCCGUAGCGUCGUGUCAUCUCAACGCCCGACAGAAAGAGAGUAAGAGAGCGAGCGAGCGAGAGAGAGAGAGAGAGAGAGAGAGAGAGAGAGAAGGGA
This is a messenger RNA of Nomia melanderi (Alkali bee), 9086 nucleotides long. RefSeq names its product division abnormally delayed protein (gene dally). The record is from RefSeq and is a predicted model, not a curated record. Gene Ontology annotation, cellular component: extracellular region; cell surface; plasma membrane. NCBI's taxonomy places the organism in Eukaryota, Metazoa, Arthropoda, Insecta, Hymenoptera, Halictidae. Gene Ontology annotation, biological process: positive regulation of canonical Wnt signaling pathway; regulation of protein localization to membrane; cell migration.